Penicillium samsonianum is the source of this 2013-nucleotide messenger RNA. RefSeq lists its product as uncharacterized. Gene Ontology annotation, molecular function: DNA-binding transcription factor activity, RNA polymerase II-specific; DNA binding; zinc ion binding. Gene Ontology annotation, biological process: regulation of DNA-templated transcription; DNA-templated transcription. The transcript has 7 exons. The coding region runs from base 1 to 2013 and encodes 670 amino acids. NCBI's taxonomy places the organism in Eukaryota, Fungi, Ascomycota, Eurotiomycetes, Eurotiales, Aspergillaceae. The record is from RefSeq and is a predicted model, not a curated record.
AUGACACCACAACCCCACCGUCGAUCAGCUGUUGCAUGCCAAAAUUGUCGUGAACGCAAAGUACGCUGCAGCGUUUCUGUCACUGGCAUCCCGUGCGCUGGCUGUACUCAAGACAGAGCCCAGUGCAUCGUCCGGGAGAGAGUGCGGCGAAGAAAACAACAGACUGGAUCGCUUGUCGCUCGUCGUCCACCUCAAGAGACUGUCCAGGUUGACCAGUUCAGAGCCGAGCCAGGCAGUAUACCUUUAUCGAAACCUUCAGCUUCUAGGGAACAAGAAUCCCUCGAUCCGAUUCCACAAGCCAUUAAGACGAAACGAUUGGACUUUACUGGGAAUGAUGGAAUGCCUCGUUCUAUCACUGAGCGACGUGACGAUGUAGCCGAGCAUACUGGUGUCGAGAUAUCCUCCACGGUCUUGGGGCAGGGUAACAGAACUGGCCAGGUUCCUUUCUAUACUGGCGAGGCUCCAGGAUAUACAUCCAUUCUCGAUGUCUGCACACAACCAAACCAGACUAUGCCAAGGCAUAUUUUACUUUCACCAGACAUAUCUGCCUCGCUAUCUACCCAGGAUCGUGAAUUUCUUCAACAUAAGGGCGUAUUUACCAUGCCGCAGAAGAACACUUGUACCGAACUUCUCCGCGUGUAUUUUCAUCAUAUACAUCCUAUCAUGCCGAUAGUUGAUGUUAAAGUACUCAUUGGUCUCAACCAAAGUUUCCAAACCAACGAGCCGAAUUUACUGUUAUUAUGGAGCAUGUUCUUUGCCGCAACAAAUUUUGUCGAUGACAGUAUUUGGUCGCUCGAGGGCUACUCAUCCCGCAAUGAGAUGAGACUUGCUAUGUAUUCUCGCGCGAAGUGCCUAUACGAUAAUUGCGGUGAGACAGACAAGGUAGCCCUACUACAAUCGGCCCUUCUCAUGGGAUUCUGGCACUCAAAAGGAGACGGCCAUACGCAGCCAUGGUACUGGAUAGGGGUUGCGAUCAGCCUCUGUCAAAUCUUGGGCUUACACCGAGAUCCGGAUUCAGCCAAGGUCAAUUCGGCCUUUCCUGAUCGCCGGCGUCCUAUCUGGCGUCGUCUUUGGUGGAGUUGUUUCUUCCGAGACCGCUGGUUGAGUUUGACAUUAGGACGGCCCCUGAGGAUCAGUCUCGACGAUUGCGACCAGCCGAUGCCUUCAGCCGCUGACUUGCUCGGUGACGUGGCUGAACUACCAGCGUCAAUUACCAGCGCUUAUAUCCCGAACGACUUACCUCAGUUGGCUGAUUAUUGGAUCGUUUUGAUCAAAUUGAGUAAGCUUUUAGGUGAAAUUAUCGCACUUAGUUAUAAGCCUUCGGGCGCAAGCCCGACACUCGAACAAUUUGAUUCGCUCAAAACGAAACUCUUGGAAUUCCGGAUACCAGGUAGACCUGGACAUGAACAAAGUCGUUUGGCAGCCUUCUAUCUAUACCACUUACAGCUGCAUUACCAAGUGUCUUUGAUCACUUUCUAUCGUCCAUAUAUCACCAGGAUCCCGGAACACCUUCCACCUGCCCAUGUGGAGUCAUGGCAACGCGAGAUACGAAGCCAGCUGGACUCAGCGGCAUUGCAAUCUAACUCUAUUAUUAAUGAACUUGUACGAGAAAGACUUCUCGGCUUUGCUGGUCCGAUGACUCCUACACUGUUAGUACCGGCUAUGCAUAUCCACCUCCUUAAUUGCAAAUCUGCGGACGCUCUUACGCGUCGUGUAGGCUUCAACAGGUUGGAGCUAUGCAUGAUGGUCAUGGAAGAGUUGCAGGAGACGUACGCAGCGGCUGCUUUGUACCGAGGUGUUUUCUUGGGGGCCAUAAACCAACUACUCCCCCACUUGUCCGGUGGCCCAACCUUGCAAAAUUCAGAUGUAUCUGAUCCGUCUACCUCAUGCAUGGAACCCCCUGAAGCAUCGGCCACAGUCAGCGAUGAUGUCCUCGACGCACUUUUGGAUGAAACAUCGUUCCUUGACUUUUGGGAUUCUUUUAACGACCCUUCUAAUGAUAUGCUAUAUUAA